Molecule: messenger RNA, 8543 nt
Organism: Manis pentadactyla (Chinese pangolin)
Lineage: Eukaryota; Metazoa; Chordata; Mammalia; Pholidota; Manidae
Gene: GAS7
Product: growth arrest specific 7
Exons: 14
Coding region: 1217-2467 (416 amino acids)
Biological process (GO): neuron projection morphogenesis; actin filament polymerization
Cellular component (GO): cytoplasm; actin filament; plasma membrane
Molecular function (GO): actin filament binding
Source: RefSeq, a predicted model, not a curated record
UUCAUUUACAUUUCCCUGGUGAUGAGUGAUGUGGAGAAUCUUUUCAUGUAGGUCAUCUUUGGAGAAGUGUCCGUUGCUCAUUUUUUAGGGUUGUUCAUUUUUCAUUGUUGAGUCUACACUUUGUGUUCAGGGAAACUGCAGCUCCUGUUCUCCUGCCACCGCCAAGGGGAACACCAGCUACUAGCUUGUGCUGAGCACUUAAUUGUCCUUGUACUCUGCUAAGCGUUUAUGUGGAUUUCCCCCCCUUUAAUCCUCACAGCAACAUUUUGAGGAAGAUACCGUGAUCAUCUCCAUUUUCCACGUGAAGAAUCCUGAAGCUUAGAGGCCUUGCUGUGGGGAUCACAGCUAAGAAUUAAUGAACCAGCAAGGUUGCCCCCUGACCUGACUCUCUCCCUAGAUAACCGUUCUGAUUUCCUAGCCCCACCCAAGGACCUGGCAUUGAAAUGUAUGGAAACAUCUGUAUGUUUGAAAGAAUAAAUGGUAUUUUGUUGGAAACCACCCAGACUUCAGGAACUCAGACCCCCUGGAAAACCAUAUUUACCUAGAUAUAAAGAAUCAGUACCUAAAAUCCCAAAGGUUUACGUCUGAAAGGAAAUGAGUUCUUUGGGUGAGCAUUCUCCAUUCUUUCUACGUUGGUUUUUAUCUGGUCUUGGGUUCACACAGUUGGGCCCAGGGCCAGAGCCACAACUUUGGGUUGGGGAGAAGUUGGCGGAACAUUCCCUAGCAGGGCUUGGGCAGGCCCAGGGAGUCCCGCCUAAAAUAGAGGGGACAAAGGAGCUCUUGUGCACAGGCCUGGGGGUGGGAGGCAUCUGGUCAGUGACACAGGCUUGGCCAUUGUAUGUCGUGACCUCGGCCAACUUUUUUUAGCUGAGAAAGGGGAAAACGAGAGUGCAAAAAACCAGCCUCCAGGAACUGUGCAGCUGGAAAGUCCAGAGUGCAUUGCUGAUUUCCCCACAAGAGCUGGAGCAGAUUUGGAAGGAACUGUGCAAUGUAGUGGGUUCUUUAUGAAAGGACUGCAGUGAGAAAAGCCACAGGAACAUCCUCUGGGGUGCCAGAGCCCUGACCCUGGGGCAGCUGCUUGCCUCAGCCUCACUUCCCGCAGAGGGUGCCAUGGAGGGGAAGCUGGCAGGGGCUUGUCUCUGAAGCUGGGGACUGCAGACAGGACCCAGGACUCUCCUCUGAGUUAGCAGCCCUCAAAGAAGAGCAGUUCUUUCUGAUGAAGCCUGGAAUGGUACCGCCUCCGCCGGGAGAGGAAGGCCAGACUGUCAUCCUCCCACCUGGCUGGCAAAGCUACUUGUCUCCACAGGGCCGGCGUUACUAUGUCAACACGACCACCAAUGAGACCACCUGGGAGCGCCCCAGCAGUUCUCCUGGGAUACCAGCCAGCCCCCGCCCUCACAGGAGCUCUCUGCCUCCAACAGUGAAUGGAUACCACGUGUCAGGGACCCCGGCACACCCUCCCGAGACAGCCCACAUGAGUGUCCGAAAAUCCACCGGCGAUUUCCAGAACCUGGGAUCCUCGUCACCAGGCAAAAAGCAGAGCAAGGAAAAUACCAUCACGAUAAACUGCGUGACAUUCCCUCACCCAGACACGAUGCCGGAACAGCAGCUGCUGAAACCUACUGAGUGGAGCUAUUGUGACUAUUUUUGGGCUGAUAAGAAAGACCCCCAAGGCAAUGGGACCGUAGCUGGGUUUGAACUGCUCCUUCAGAAGCAACUGAAAGGCAAACAAAUGCAGAAGGAAAUGUCAGAAUUCAUCCGGGAAAGGAUAAAGAUUGAAGAAGAAUAUGCGAAGAACUUAGCUAAGCUCUCUCAGAACUCAUUGGCUGCCCAGGAGGAGGGCUCCCUUGGAGAAGCAUGGGCCCAGGUGAAGAAGAGCCUUGCAGACGAGGCAGAAGUGCACCUCAAGUUCUCUGCCAAGCUUCACAGUGAGGUGGAGAAGCCCCUGAUGAACUUCCGUGAGAAUUUCAAGAAAGACAUGAAAAAGUGUGACCACCACAUCGCUGACCUCCGCAAGCAGCUGGCCAGCCGCUAUGCCGCAGUAGAGAAGGCCCGGAAAGCCCUCACGGAGCGGCAGAGAGACCUGGAGAUGAAGACCCAGCAGUUGGAGAUCAAGCUGAGCAACAAAACGGAGGAGGACAUCAAGAAGGCCCGGAGGAAGUCCACUCAGGCUGGAGAUGAUCUCAUGCGCUGUGUGGACCUCUACAACCAGGCCCAGUCCAAGUGGUUUGAAGAGAUGGUGACCACGACAUUGGAGCUGGAGCGGCUGGAGGUGGAGAGGGUGGAGAUGAUCCGGCAACAUCUGUGCCAGUACACACAGCUGCGGCACGAGACGGACAUGUUCAACCAAAGCACAGUCGAACCUGUGGACCAACUGCUUCGGAAAGUGGACCCAGCCAAAGACAGGGAGCUGUGGGUCAGAGAGCACAAGACAGGCAACAUCCGCCCUGUGGACAUGGAGAUCUAGCUGGGCAUGUGUGCCCGGGGGUCCUGCCGAGGACAGGCUGGGGGUCCCAGGGAGAGGAAGGGGCGGCUCCCACCGUGAUGCCGAGUGGAGCUGUCUUCACACGCACUCUCCUGGUCCACUGAGCUGGUGAUUCCAGAAGGGCGGCCUGCAUGGCCCUCUGGGAGCUCCCCAGUGUUCCCGACUAGGAAGACAGGUCCGCAGCCCUGCCCAUGUCUCUGAGGCCAAGGCCCCCAACUCCUGCGCUGUACUUGCCAUAAUGAGAACAGACUGAGGCUUGAACUUUGUAGUCCCUGCCGAGCACCGCAGGGGUCAUCUGCCCCCUGGAGCAGGCUGUGUCACGCUUGUGCGAAGCCCAUAGCCCUUCCUUCAGCUCUCCCUUUGUCUCCAGGGCUUCAAGGGUCAGGGGAAGGAGGUUUCUGUCUGCCAGCCAAUGUCAGGAUGAGAGUCGUGGAGAAAAGGCAGCCUUCUGCUCAACAGCCUGCACCCAGAAUCCUUUGCAGCCCUCCCUUUCUUCUUCCCAUUGCAUUCUGGGCUCCUGCGUCCUGGCCCUUCUCUGCUACUUUGCAUCAUCGGGUAUCUUGGGAGGAAGGCCUGUCUUCCCAGACUGACCCUGCCUGGGGAGGUCAGGAUGGAACUACCUCAUUCAGCAAAUUAGCCCCGAGUCGGAGCAUUGAAUUGUGUUACCUAUUCGACCAGGCAUCCUCUGUAACAUCUCCUCUCUGGAAAGCCCGAUCUACCCAACCCUCUGCUGCUUCCUCCCACCUCCGCCCCCUACCAGGCUCUUAGUGGGGAUGGGUCAGUCCCCUGUGGGAGACAGGUUGGGGCAAGUCUUUAUCAUUCCCCUAAAUGGCUCCACCUGCUGUUGUGUGUGUGUGUGUUGGGGGGUGGGGGGUGUUGGGACUGCUCUGUAUGGCGCUGUCUCAGCGGCGGGCACUGUAUAGGCAGCGUCCCACCGCCUUGGCCACUCGGCAACUCCGGCACGUUCCAGAGCCUGGCAUGGAGCCUGCUUGGUGCUGGUGCCACCUUCCCCUUUGCCCUCUUCGCCGUUCCUAGGAAGGCCUGGCCUGAGUGUGACUUGGGAAGCAUUUAGCCCUACCCCUGGGUCCUCACUCAUCACUUUGUCCCUUCAUACAACCAGAGCAGACACGUUCUCCACCUUUGUUAAAUCUUGAGAAUCAGCUCAAAGGGACUGAAGAAGAAAACGGCCCUGAAGGAGUUCAUGCAGCUCAUAAGGGGCAGAUUCUAGCUGGAACCCACACCCUGAGAACCCAUCUUUCUUAGUUAAUAUUUCCCAUUGAUUACUUUGGGUUUAUGGGACCCACACGUCUCCCACAAGGGCAUAAUUCUAAGAGCGCAGCCACUGGUCUUUCUCUCAUGCUGGGAACUGAUUAUUCAUCUUGAAUCUCUUGACCUUUCACUGAGUCAGAAUGGCUGUCAUAGUUUAUAGUAGAAAAAUGCUGAAUAUUCUAAAGCAAACCGAACGUUGUCACUUUUCUUACUGAAACACCCCACCCAAAAAGGUCAGCGUGAAGGCUCUUGGGAUGGAUCUGUCCCUGGCCUGGAGAACCAAUCCUUCUGGAACUAGGGUUAGGCUGUGAUACCAGCUACUGAUUUUAGGGUAUUACCUCUUGGCUUCUGUGGUAAAACUGGGCACUAGUAGUAGUUGCUUUGGGGCCUUAGUAUACUAACUUGUGGAUGAUUUUCAGACAUUGAGAGCCAACAGCCUUGUUACCAACACAGAUAUUCUGAGUGUGGUGUGGCUCAUGGAGUCUGUUCCCUUACCUCCACCUGAGGAUUCCAGUCACCUGCUCCUCCCUGGGACAGAGGGAGCUCUCUUGCCUCUUCCAGAGUAGCCCAAGUUGGACCAGUGUGAACAAGUCUGUUUUCUGAAGUCAUUCUUGCUCCCCCUCAGACCUUCACCUCAGUCUCAUUCACCUCUUCACCUGCUUUUUUUCUCUUCCUUUAUUCAUUCAUCAAGCAUUUAGCUAAGGCCGAGCGAUGCGCUAAGAUCUGGGAACAAGAUGAGGCCCUGUCAUCAGGGAAGCCCAUGGUCUCUUAUUUUGUUUCUGCCAGGGGUCUUUCAGGUCGGUAACCUUGGCGUUCACCUACAGGUACUCUGCAGGAUUUAUGUUUUCAGAGAUACUGUGUGUUGUGCUGAUGUGCAUUCAAUCAUUCACUCAUUCGUUUGCUUAUUCAGCAGAUACGUGGGAUAAGCCAGGCAUAUAUAGCUGCAUAUGAGACAGGCAAUCUCCCGGGGCCCCACUAUUCUCCAUGUAGACGGGGAUGUUUAGACUUUCCUGGAGAGCGAGGAUAUUGCACCCCUUGCACAUGUCACCCACUGGGAGCCUGUAAUGACAAUUUAAAUGGCCUUGUGGCAUUUACCCACUGGAUGGAAGGUAAGACAGCAAGAGUUUAAUCACCCGAUUGCUAAACCCUCACAGCCUGCAUCCAACUCUAAAUAACUCUCCUUGCUUUAUAAAGAGGAAGAGUGAAGCCCAAGGGUGGCCAGUGAGUGCUGUGGAAUGAACACCCUGAAUGGGGUGCAGGGCUGGAGUGGAGAGUCCAGGCCUCCUGUUCUUAUUAAUGGCUCCCCUUCUGGGUGAAAUCAAGAUAAAGAUGAAUAUCUAAAAGUGUACUUCAGAUCUGCCCUCGACCCAGGUUGUUGUUUUUUUUCUUUAGAUUUUGAUGUUUGUAAGAGAAUUUGGCUGGAUUUACUCAGAGUGAGGCUAGGUGAUUCUUGGGCACAUGCAGUGGCUGUUUCUGAAAACAGGUGAGCCCUUUCCACCAGCUGCCUCUACCUGGAAGACAUGGGUGCACUUAAUUUUGUCUGUGAAAACCUGUUUUUUUUGAAUAUUAGCUGUAAGAUGAAUAGUGUUCAUAGUGGGUUGGUAGCCAUGACAACCUGCAGGGAAAGCCUCUUAUUCCUCUCCAUUUUUUUCGAUUGCUUUUCAUCAGCGUUGCAAAGCGCUGGCCAUCUGAGCCGUAGGGACAGCUGUGCUGAGGUUUUGCUGUGGCCACCUUGGGCCUCCUGACUACGUCCACCCAGUGCCUGUUGGCUGGGGGAGGAUUUCUGCCAGGGGAGGCACUUCUCAUCAGGGCUGGUUAAUGAGUGAAGCCAACAGAAAGAGUGCCUACAUUCAUGAACCAGGGGUUUGUUUCUAUUCCCUUUGUGAAAACCAAUCAAUUAUUAGAUUAGUGGAUGGGUGCAUAAAAUUCUUGGCUGAGCCCAAGUUCCUUCUUGGAAAAGCCAUAAAAUUCAAAGGACGUCAAAGACCUUGGCUUGUUUAAGUGCUUUUACUUCCAGCUGUGAGUGGCCUUGACAAGGAGAGUUUAAACAGGAUUCUGCAAACCUGCUGGCUAUUAUGUAGGUAUGGAAAGCUCUUCACGAAUGUUAAGUGGGGCACCCUUCACAGCCUGCUUACUUAGCACACCAUCCAAUUCCCAUAAUCCUUCCCACCCCUACAAGCUGAUUGCCUCCCCCCCACCCCAGGUUUAUUGAAGUAUUUGACAUACAGUACUGGGGGUUAUCGACAAACAGUAAAAUUUACCCUUUCAAGUAUAUGGCUUAGUGAAUUUUGAUGAACAUGUAACCACCAAAGUCGACAUAAUAUUUCCAUCUCUCCAGAACAUUCCCUCAGGCUACACUGUAGUCAAUCCGCUCCUCCCAUCCCCAGCCCCUGGCAACCACUGAUUGUUCUCUGCCCCCAUUGUUUUUGCCUUUUCUAGAAUGUCAUAUAAAUGGGCUCACAACGGUGUAGUCUUUGAGUCUGGCUUCUCUCGGCUUGCUGCUUUUGAGUCACCCAUGUUGUGUGUGUCAGUAGCUCAGUCCCUCGCAUUGCCAAGAGGGCCCCAUUGCAUGGGUGUAUCCCGCUGCUUCCUUGCUUUUAAAGUGAGCAGUUUGCUCCGGAAGUUCCUGACCCGGGGUCGUUAGCUUUUUUGUACAGCUAUUUCCAGCCUGCUGCUGCUUUCAGCUCCCAAGCUGCCGCCUCCAAAUGCCAGCUGUGCCCACGAGUGGGUCUUGGGCUCACACUUGCCUUUUUUGGUCCAUUUUAGGGUUUUGGCAAUGCAGAGAGCUGCCAGGGAUUGUGGGGAGGGACAAGUGGGGUCUCAGUUGCCUCCCACUUCUGUGCCCUGAUGCCUGAAGCUUGUGUCUGACCAGCCGGCACUGCCUCCUGGGGGCCUUCACUUCAAUGUGGAAGGGCUUUGGCACUUAUCGAGCAUUAGUGGGUGUGGAAGGUGGGUGGGUCUAGUGUGGAUGAGAAAGCAGGGGGCUGGCCGUGGGCUCAUUACCACCCUUUCUUAGUUCUCUGCUGCUUCAUCUGCAAACGUAAAGUAUUUGUUCUAGGUGGUCGCUUGGGCCUCCUCCAGCUACUCCAUUUACUCCCCAUCUCAUUUCCAGUUUUGUGCCCUAUGCACACAGUCAUGCCUAAUCUGGGUCCCAUCAGCACAGUAGGGCAUGGUAUAGUCUAGUGUCCUCAGGAGAGGGAUACCCUGGUACUUCUCUGCUUAGAUGCAAAUGGAGCUCUUACUAUGAGUCUCAGAGCUGAGCUGCCGAGAGGAGGAGGUAGUUCCUCCCAGGACCCCUAAAGCAAGCAUAACAGUUGUUAUCCUUUGGGUCUUGUCCAUGGAUCUUUGAAGUCCACUUCCAAGGAUCCCCGAUAGGCACGGAGUCAGAGCCGCCUGCAUUGCUGGCGCCUGGCUGUGCUGGAGGUCAGGAAUUUUCUAACAGAAUAAACUUGCUUAUUUGGUCACACCAAGCCCGGCUUCUCCCUGCCUGCACCCCGCUGUGCGGGGCUGGUGGUAGCAGAGAGAGGACCAACCUCAAGCAGGGCAGGCUGGGCAUGAUCCCGAGGUAAGGACCAUGUGUGAUCGUGCCCUGCUCUGUGACAGGUGAGCCCUGGAAGGCAGCUAGGUACCUCUCCAGGUGGGCCCGAUGCGCGCUCAUGUCCACAGAAUCCCACACCACCAGGGUGGCUCUGGGCUGGGUUUUCCCAGGAAGGACUCUGUGUCCCCAACCCCCAUGGAAGUGUUAUUUCUGUUGGGCCUUUGCUGAACAUGAGGGACCCAACUCCUGUUGCAGUAGCUUUGGGUUAGAAGGUGGGCAACAGAAACCAGUGUUCCAUGUUCUGUAACCCUUGAUUCUGGGGUGUGGCUCCAUCCCAAGCCUUUGCUGGGCGAUGCCUCUGAGGGAGAGGGGUUGUGAGGACCUUUGGAUUUUUCCGUGCACUGUUCGGGGGACACUGACCCUUUCUGCUUGAGGGGAAUUCCUAAUGGGAUUGCAAUGGUGGAAUGCAAGGGGUCCGGGCACAUGGGUGCUCUAAUGGGGAUGAUGUGACAUGGGGACAGGGAGGGAAAGCAUAUGGUUCCAGGGCAGAGCACUGGACUGGCCCUGCUCUGCUGUCUCAUUUGUCCCAUAACCUCAAGUUGUCACAACCCCUCCCAGGACCCCUGUGUACUCACCUGUCAAGUGGGGACGUUCCCCUUCCAGCAUCACAUAGAGACUGGUUCUCAGGAGCUGUGGCAUCCAUGCAGCCCUGUGGACCCAGGGACAGACAUUCAAAGGGACAUCAGCUAUCCUUGGUGAAGGAGGCCCCAAACUUGCAUCUCUUUCCUUCCCUUAGGGAGGAGAUGGCGGUAGGGUUGGGGGCAGCCCUUUCACAGACAUGAGCACAUCAGCAAACCCUAUGGAAGUGGAAUUUUCUAACAGAAUAAACUUGCUUAUUUGGUCUGUUUUCUGUAACUUUUGCUAAAUACUUUAUACAUUUUUAAUGUUAAAAAGCUGUGUCUCCUGCCAGCAUUCCUCAUCCCAGUAUGAAUGUGUUUACUCCACAUUGUAUAUCCUUCCAUCCUCUGGCUGCCUAGAUCAGUAAAUAAAAUUGAUGUAUUAUAAUUUAUAAGUAACACUGUUGAAACUCUGAUCCCUCUGGGGGCUGUAAUCUGCCCUUCCCUACCCCCCUGUAAUAGCGUUUGUGUGUAUUAAUGCUGAAGAAUUAAAUGUUUAAAGGGUUUAAAUUUUGAAGGCGUUUGCUAUAUAUAAUUGUUCUGCAUUAUUAUAAAGCGUUUUCAGGAAGUUAAA